AUGAAGCCAGCAGAGAACGUCAUAAAACUGGAGGAGAAUGACGAGAAAAGACUGUUGGACGCUCUUAUGAGAGGCUACGACCGUGAUGUUAGACCAGUCAGGAACGCCUCUCACCCUAUUAUUAUACAGCUGGGCAUCACCCUCACCCAGAUCUUUGAUAUGGAUGCCAUUGUCGUAGCUGUCCAGUCUGAGAGUCUGCUGAUCAGUCCAGACUGUCUGACAGAUGAAAAGGGUGUGAGAAACCUGUGCAGUAAUGUAGUGAACAGCAUCAACGGAGCCUUCAGCAGCAACCUCAGCACCACGACAAGUAGCAGCAGUAGCAGUAGCAGCAGUAGCAGCAGUAGCAGCAGUCCUGGCUUAAUGAAGCCAGCAGAGAACGUCAUAAAACUGGAGGAGAAUGACGAGAAAAGACUGUUGGACGCUCUUAUGAGAGGCUACGACCGUGAUGUUAGACCAGUCAGGAACGCCUCUCACCCUAUUAUUAUACAGCUGGGCAUCACCCUCACCCAGAUCUUUGAUAUGGACGAGAAGAACCAAGUGUUGACUACCAACGUCUGGCUGGAUCAGGAGUGGGUGGGCGAGUUACUGAGGUACAAGAAUGAUUAUAACGACUGGAAACCAUCCGGCUUUCCUUGUGAGAGAAUCUGGCUUCCAGAUAUUGUCCUUAUAACAAGUAACGCUGACGACUACACUCGAGGCUACAUGCAGAGCAAGGCUAUGGUAGGCUACGAGGGGAAGGUGUUCUGGCCUCCACCUACCAAGUUCCGCUCCACCUGCCCGGUCGAUGUCACUUACUUCCCCUUCGAUGACCAGACCUGUAUACUCAAGCUUGGUUCCUGGAUCUACGAUGGCUUUCAGGUGGACGUGACUAACAGGACGGCCGAGGUGGACCUGACCAACUAUAUACCUAACGGGGAGUGGGAACUGCUGGAGGCCAGGAUCAUCCGUAAUGUCAUAUUUUACUCCUGCUGUCCUGAGCCCUUCCCUGAUGUCACUAUCACCAUCACUAUCAGACGGAAGACGCUGUACUACAUGUACAACGUUGUACUUCCCUGCAUGAUGAUGUCAGUGCUGACACUGCUGGUGUUCUGUCUGCCGCCUGACUCCGGGGAGAAGAUAGCCCUGGGGGUGACGGUCCUCCUGGCUUUCAGUGUCUUUAUGCUGGCUAUAGCAGAGAAGAUGCCGGAAACCUCGGAGUCUAUCCCACUGAUUGGUAUAUAUCUGACAGCUGUCAUGACCAUCACAUCAAUCAGCAUCAUCAUGACAGUCAUUGUACUGAACUGUCACUACCGAGGACCCAUUCAGCGAGAAGUACCUCCCUGGAUGAAGAGUUCUGCUGUUGCUUGUGCAGAUGCUGGUUAUGCUUCUGUUGCUGCAGCAGCUACUGUUGCUGGCGCAGCUGCUGCUACUGGUGCGACUGCUACUGCUGGUGCAGUUGUUGCUGUCGGUGUAGUUGUUGCUGCUGGUGUAGUUGUUACUGCUGGUGCAGCUGUUGGUGAAGCUGCUGCUGCUGCUGUUGUUGUUGACUUCAUUGUCUUAAAAAUCUCUCAAGUGUUGCUGAGUGGACCUGGUUCAGAGAGUGGCUCCACCAGUAGCAACACAAGAACCAGGGCCACACACAACUUCCUGGGCCGCACUCUCAAGCGUCGACGACCCAGGUCUAACACGGCUGGCAGUGAGGAGGCAGCGUUGACGACCUCACACACUCGUGUGGUCACUACUGCUCUCUACGGUGACUACAAUAUUUCCAAGGAUCAGCUGGCCAAGAACGACACAACAAUUCGCCUGACAGUGGAGGGUGUUGGUGAGGAUGUGAAGGAGACAUUGCCACCAGGGGAUUACUCCAGCGGGGACGAUGUUCACAACCUUAACAUAGGAUGGAGAGACUUUAACAACGAUAAUAACACCUACCACAGGAACACUAAUACUAACAGCGCCUACAGUCCAAAUCUGGGGGCCCUGGGUGCCAGCCGCACUCACGAAGAGAUUCUUCGCGCCCUCAAGCUUCUUAUAAGCCGACAAGAACGUGAAGACGCAGAGAAGAAACGUCUCAACGAGUGGCGUGUUAUUGCUAUCGCUGUUGAUCGUAUCCUCUUCUGGAUCUUCUUCAUUGUGACCACCGUCAGUUCGGUGGUGUUCCUGGUCAUCCUGCCGCUAGUCAAGAGGUCAGAAUAUGUGCGCAACACCUGAGGUCGCCUGGAUGUCCAGCAGCUCGUCCUUGAAGCGCUGUUUGUGUCAUCUCCCUCGUUCCAACCAUGGCUGCUCUAAACCGGAGUCAGUGUACCUUCCCUCCAGGUGGACCCUGAGGUCUUUCUACUGGGCCGUGCCCUACCACACGUGUUUGUGAACGCUGCUAGAACGUUCACUCCCUCUAGCAAUAGAGAGUUGUCCUGGGCCAAGCCCUGAUACACGUUUUUGUAAACACUGGUAGAAUGUUCACACUAACAUAUACAGUUGGUUUGUACUGGACAACACCCUGCCACAUGUCUUUGUAAAAAAAAAAAAAAACAUGGGUAGAAUGUUCACUGUAGUAUAGACAGUUGGUUUGAAAGGCGGCAUGCCGACAGGUGUAGACACAAACAUAUGCACACAGAACAGUCCUCGAUUUGGUUAACUAUUACGUCUAACUAGAGCACUUCUCAGUUAGCGGAGAACUGCGCUUAGAGUGACACCUUGACCAAGGAAAUGCUUUGUAAACGUUUUUCUAGUUGUCCACGAUCAUAGGCACUUGUUUCCUGUUACCGUCAGAACCGAGAUGUUCCCGUCACACUCGCUGAAGACUUGUCCGUCAAGAGUGGUCACGGUCCAGAGAGUUAACAAGAGGUUUUACUGACCUGCCAAACACAAAAGCUCACUUUGUUUGUAGCUGGGGCCGGCAGGACGGGCCGUGGUUGUAAGCGAGUCUACUCUGUGAUAAUGGGUUCCAGGUCCCCUACGACUGGCGUCAAGUUAGUGAAACAGGUGGAACGAGAUGGGUGCUUUUUCCUGCCUACCCAUGGGCCAGAGCUAGCGUAGUUGAGAGCUUCUGUAUCUCCACGGGAGAACUCUCCCGCUUGUUUAUCUAAGUCCUACUUGUUAAAUACAACAAAAAAAAUAAUUGUAUAGAUAAAUAACUGUAAUAUAUUAUAAGUUACUAUUAUUAUUGUUUGGAAUCUCCAGGGAUGAUGUCGAGAAGGAUGGAAAUGGACGGAGAGGCGAUGUUUUGCGUCAGGCAAGACAUCAUUGCUCCUGACGGAACGUCAACAAAGCUUCUCAGUUUUUGAUGUGUGUGUGUGUGUGUUGCGUAUGUUGCAGGUCACGUGAUCCUGCUGACAAUAGGACUUUGGCUGGUCCAUUUGUAUGUAAACCUUAUAAAUACGUUGUACAUGAAAUAAUCUAGGAUAGUUUACUUAUCUACAGAUAUAUAUUAAUACCGCCAAAAUAUAUUAACCUUAUAAUCUACACUUGAAUUAGCAGUCAUGUGCACAAACUUCCUAAAACUGUAAAAAUUAGGAAACGUCCAGUUAAGGCCCCGUGAGCUUCACCCUUGUGGGUUUGCCUCUUCAAUAAACAGAUAUUGACCCUGGUUUUACAGGCACAGAGAUAUUGAUAUAAUGCACCAAACAGUCGUAUAACUAAGCAGUUGUUAUACGAGUGGAAGGUCCAGGAGGGACCAGGAGGGUCCGGAAGGGACCAGGAUGGUCCAGGAGUUCCAGGAGGACCAGGAGGGUCCAGGAGGUCCAGGAGGACCAGGAGGGUCCAGGAGGUCGCCUAACCUUCCCCCUACAACGUCUGGGUGAAUUGUAAAUUUUUCCACCCACUGAAUUGUGGCUUUUGUUUACUCUUCAGUCAUUUUUAAUGCUCGAUAUGUUGUGUAAAUAUCAACUGUGAUCAAUGGCUUAGAAAACCCACAAGCUGAAGUCUGAGACACUUUUGAAACAUCUGGUAAUCUUUACUGAUGAAACGUUUCGCCAGCCAUUGGCUUCUUCAGUCCAUUACCAAGAAGAACGGUAGAAAUAGAGGAGUCUGAGGUAAUCAGUCCCUUAGCCUGGAACCCAUGAACACAUCGACUACACACAUACACAUCUGCUACAUACACAACAUGUUUGUUCAGCGCAAUAUUUAUCUGUCAGUAUAUUAGCUACUACAGCUGUGAAGCCGGUCUGGAUGUAUGAAUUAGACAUGACCUUUAAAUGAGGUCCUUCUCAGCAGCUGAAGUGGAACUCAGGUUGAAGAUAUAGUCAACCUCUCCAGUUCUUGUUCUAGUCUUGUCUUCAGAUUGUUUUCUCCUGUUUACACUGAGUGUUCAUUAUGCCAUCAAUAAUGACUGGU
Messenger RNA from Cherax quadricarinatus, 4311 nucleotides. The record is from RefSeq and is a predicted model, not a curated record. NCBI's taxonomy places the organism in Eukaryota, Metazoa, Arthropoda, Malacostraca, Decapoda, Parastacidae.